UUCGGAAACGGGGUCGGAGUGAGAGCUCUUCUCGGGAGCGCGCCUCUGUGCUGGCGUGCGCGCACGCGGGCUUCGCUGGAAGCUUCCCCCUCUGUGAUUGUUGUGGCUCCUCGUCACCGGGAAGAAAGUUGCUGUUCGCACUCGGUCCGUUUACUUUGCCCCCGAAACUAAAGAGCUAUGGCGGAUUCCCAAGAGGACAAGCUGUACCGGGCGGAGUACGCCAAAAGCGGCCGCGCGUCGUGCAAGAAAUGCAAAGAAAACAUCGCGAAAGACUCGCUAAGGAUGGCCAUCAUGGUGCAGUCGCCCAUGUUUGAUGGGAAGGUCCCCCACUGGCACCACUUCUCCUGCUUCUGGCACCGAGCAUCAGCGCAGGCCACGGCCGACAUCGCUGGGUUUUCUGAUCUCCGCUGGGAGGACCAGGAGAAGGUCAAAAAGGCUAUCGAAAGCGGUGGAGCUGUAGGAUCAGGAAAAGGCGAGCCGAAAAGCGCUGCUAAAGCAGAGAAGACUCUGACUGACUUUGCGGUGGAAUACGCCAAAUCGAACCGCAGCACAUGCAAGGGCUGCGAGCAGAAAAUAGAGAAGGUUUGUUGUUCAAUUUCCAAAUUGGGGCGCGGCCGCUAUGCCGUCGGCGUUUACAUUGCCUGUGCAAUCUUCUGGCUUCUCAACCAGGAUCAGAUUCGCGUCUCUAAGAAAACGGUGGACGCCGAGAAGCCGCAGCUGGGCCUGAUCGACCGCUGGUACCACACGGCGUGCUUCGUGAGCCGCAGAGAGGAGCUGCUCUUCAAGCCCGAAUACAGCGCGGCGCAGCUCAAGGGCUUCAACGCCCUGCGAGCUGAAGACAAGGAGGAGCUGAAGAAGAGGCUCCCUGCUGUCAAAUCAGAAGGAAAGCGAAAAGCUGACGAGGUGGAUGGGGCAUCUAAGAAGCAGAAAAAAGAGGAGGAGGCUGAGAAGAAAAAGCUUGAAGAGCAGUUAAAGAAUCAAAGCCAGCUGAUUUGGGGAAUCAAGGACAAGCUAAAGAAAAAUUGUUCAACCAAUGACAUGAAGGAGCUGCUGAUCGCUAACAACCAGGAGGUUCCCUCUGGAGAGUCCAACGUGCUUGACAGCCUGGCUGACGGAAUGGCCUUUGGUGCUCUUGAGUCCUGUAAAGAGUGCAAAGGCCAGCUGGUGUUUAAGGGGGAUGCUUAUUACUGUAAAGGGGAUAUCUCAGCCUGGACAAAGUGUGUUGUCAAAACCACAACACCUGCACGCAAGGACUGGGUCAUCCCCAAGGAAUUCCACGAAGUACCGUUUCUAAAAAAAUUCAAGUUCAAGAGGCAGGACAGGGUCUACCCUAAGGAGGCUCCCGCCCAAACCCCAACAGCAGUCAAAGCCGAACCUCUGGCAAGUGCUUCUAUUGCCCCGACUGAGCAGCUGCCAGAGACUGCUCCUUCAGACAAACCUUUGACUGGUAUGAAGCUGCUGGCUGUUGGCAAGCUGACCAAGAACAAAGACGAUCUCAAGGCUGCUGUGGAAGAGCUGGGUGGAAAUAUAACCGGCACAGCCAAUAAGGCCUCACUCUGCCUCAGCACUAAGAAGGAGGUGGAGAAGAUGAGUAAGAAGAUGGAGGAUGUGAGGGAAGCCGGUGUCCGUGUGGUCUCCGAGGAUUUCCUCACAGACAUCAAGUCAUCUGGCAAAGCUCUUCAGGAACUGGUCUCGCUACAUGCCAUCUCACCCUGGGGCGCAGAGGUUAAAGUGGAAGCUCAGGCUCCGUCUGUGGCCUCCAAGUCUGGAGCUCUACCGACCAAAAGCACCGGCAAGGUCAAGGAAGAGGAAGGCGGUAGCAAAGCCAAGAAGAUGAAGCUGACGGUCAAAGGCGGAGCUGCGGUGGACCCAGACUCAGGCCUGGAGAACAGUGCCCAUGUCCUGGAGCAGAGUGGGAAGAUGUACAGUGCCACUCUGGGUCUUGUGGACAUUGUGAGAGGAACAAACUCGUACUAUAAGCUGCAGCUGCUGGAGGACGACGUGCAGAAACGCUAUUGGGUGUUCAGGUCAUGGGGAAGGGUGGGAACCACCAUUGGAGGCAACAAGCUGGAUAAAUUCCACGACAAGAACUCAGCCCUGGAUAGUUUCCUGAGUGUCUACAAGGAGAAGACAGGAAAUGACUGGAGCUCCUCUAACUUCACUAAAUACCCAAACAAGUUCUACCCGCUAGAGAUCGACUAUGGACAGGAUGAGGAGGCAGUGAAGAGGCUGACAGCCUCAGCUGGCACCAAGUCGAAGCUGGCCAGACCCGUCCAGGAACUGAUCAAGAUGAUCUUUGAUGUAGAGAGCAUGAAGAAGGCCAUGGUCGAGUUUGAGAUUGACCUUCAGAAGAUGCCUCUUGGCAAGCUGAGUAAAAGGCAAAUCCAGAGUGCGUACGCCCUGCUCACCGAGGUUCAGCAGGCUGUGUCCGAAAGCGUGCCUGAAGCGCAGAUACUAGAUCUCUCCAAUCGCUUCUACACCCUUAUACCUCAUGACUUCGGCAUGAAGAAACCUCCUCUACUCAACAGUCUGGAUUACAUUCAAGCUAAAGUUCAGAUGUUAGACAACCUGCUGGACAUCGAAGUGGCGUACAGCUUGCUGAGAGGAGGAGCUCAGGACAAUGAGAACGAUCCCAUCGACAUCAACUAUGAGAAACUCAAAACUAAGAUUGAGGUUGUUGACAAGAGCACUCCGGAGGCUGAGGUCAUUCUGCAGUACGUUAAGAACACCCACGCUGCUACACACAACACGUACACACUGGAAGUGGAAGAAAUCUUCAAAAUUGUCCGAGAGGGAGAGCACCAACGGUACCGCCCCUUCGAGGAGCUUCACAAUCGGCAGUUGUUGUGGCACGGCUCCCGCACCACCAACUAUGCUGGAAUUCUGUCUCAGGGUCUUCGUAUUGCACCUCCAGAGGCUCCAGUGACUGGUUACAUGUUCGGCAAAGGUGUUUACUUUGCUGAUAUGGUCUCCAAGAGUGCCAACUACUGUCACACCUCCCAGUCAGACCCUGUAGGUCUGUUACUGCUGGCAGAGGUUGCUCUUGGCAACAUGCAUGAGCUGAAAAAGGCCUCGCACAUAACAAAAUUACCAAAAGGCAAACACAGUGUUAAAGGUUUGGGUCGAACCGCCCCUGAACCAAGUGCUACCGCCACUCUGAAUGGGGUGCAAGUGCCUCUGGGAAAAGGAGCCCACACCAACAUUGAUGACACGAGUCUGCUGUACAACGAGUACAUUGUGUAUGAUGUAUCACAGAUAAACAUGAAGUAUCUCUUGAAGAUCAAGUUUGACUACAAGACAUCCCUGUGGUGAAAGCCGUUGCACCGCAGCCCGUUACAGAAGAAAAAGGAAGAAGACCGUUGUUGCCUCCAAAUGGCUGGGCAUGAUUCUCUGCAGCAAGAUGUGAACAAGGGUGAUGCUGCACUGCGUUUUACGUUGGUCAUUUGAAAUGUUUUGUCACUUUACUGCUGUUUGAUCAGGUCCAUUAGCAGGCAGACUUUAGUAGUAAUGCUUCAUUCUUUAAAAAGUAUCUCAUUGAUAGGGCAAAUUACUGCUUAAGAGCUGACUUAAGAGCAGCCAAUCUACAAAGAUACAUGUACUACUCCAUAGAUUUGAUUAGGGUACCUUCAGGAUAUAUCCACUAAAAUACCUGUUUGUUUUAGACUGUUGGGUAUGAAAAUACUGUUCAAGGUGUGACAUGUAAAUAUUUGUGUUUUUUUUCUGUUUGUGUCUCAAGAUGUCUUCCUCACUGAAAUUCCAGGAAAAAAACUGCCAUGCCAUUUCUUUUGUUCUCUUUUCUUAGUCUUUUAUUUUUGGAUUAUCUCAAACGCAAUAAAACAAAGGGGCAUACUGAUUAUUUUGUCAUUUUGAUUUCUUGCUCUACAUGUUUUGUCCACACCAAUGGUUUUCAUUUUGCAUUGCAAAUUUGCUCCUCUAAGUAAUACGCUUUAUU
Molecule: messenger RNA, 3952 nt
Organism: Menidia menidia (Atlantic silverside)
Lineage: Eukaryota; Metazoa; Chordata; Actinopteri; Atheriniformes; Atherinopsidae
Source: the annotation of a GenBank genome assembly